AUGGCUGGUGAGGAGAGUUUUGUAGUAUUGGUUAAUCACAGAGGACCGAAAACACGAUCUAGUGUGAAGUUCACCGAUAAGGAUCCUCUCAUGCUGCAAGAAAUCGUGAAGUAUGAUUGUUUUACGAUCGGGAGUGAUGAGGACUUGCAGCUCGGGGGUUCGAACCGGAAUACCCACACUAUAGGCACGGUAGCCAGUUCUUGCUCUAGACCUAUUGGUGUAUCUUCGUCCGUCCCUGUGAAUGAACCUCUGGUCGAGCCUGUCGCCUCCCUAUCGUUUGCUGUUGAUCUCAACUGUAGUGGAGGCGGAGAGGUUGGAGUAGGGGAUAUUGUGCCGACUUCUUCACAGUGUGUUGCACUGGCUGGUCUAGGCGAUGAAUUACUGGAUGAUGUUGACGAUGAUGAUGUGGAUCCGGAUCUCAUUACUGAUGACAGUGGCAAUGAUAUUGGAGCAAGUGAGCCAGCUAGGGCUGGAGGUGGUUCUAACUCUGGCACACAGCAGUACCCUCCGCACUUUUCAUUUUUGGACUUGGAUGCCAUGAGACAGGAGGGAGUUCUUGGGGAGCCUGCUGGAUUUAGUGCUAAAGAUAGCCAGGGGGCUACAGGUCUCGUAGAGUUUCAGACGUAUAGCAUCCGACGUAGGGUACAGUACAAGGUGGUGAAGUCUGACUAUCGCCGGUAUGUUGGAAAGUAUUCUCAGUUUGGGAAUGGGUGCACAUGGUUUAUUAGGCUUAGUCUCCGGCAGCGCAAGGGUUUUUGGGAAGUAAAACAAUCGGCAUUCAUCAUGCCAAUGGUUAGAGUUGAUGCAUCCGUCAGCAUCAAGAUGCUCCUGAAUGCGAUGGCGACACACUUUAGGUUCAUGCCGGCGUACAUGAGUGUUUGGUUAGCGAAGCAGAAGGCCGUUCGCCACAUCUAUGGUGAUUGGGAUGAGUCGUACAACGAGCUCUGCGGUGGGUGUUAG
Messenger RNA from Arachis duranensis, 960 nucleotides. RefSeq lists its product as uncharacterized. The transcript has 4 exons. The coding region runs from base 1 to 960 and encodes 319 amino acids. Lineage: Eukaryota; Viridiplantae; Streptophyta; Magnoliopsida; Fabales; Fabaceae. The record is from RefSeq and is a predicted model, not a curated record.